Messenger RNA from Penicillium atrosanguineum, 1269 nucleotides. RefSeq names its product glycosylphosphatidylinositol-alpha 1,4 mannosyltransferase I. Lineage: Eukaryota; Fungi; Ascomycota; Eurotiomycetes; Eurotiales; Aspergillaceae. Gene Ontology annotation, cellular component: membrane; glycosylphosphatidylinositol-mannosyltransferase I complex. Gene Ontology annotation, molecular function: GPI mannosyltransferase activity; alpha-1,4-mannosyltransferase activity. Gene Ontology annotation, biological process: GPI anchor biosynthetic process. The coding region runs from base 1 to 1269 and encodes 422 amino acids. The transcript is spliced from 3 exons. The record is from RefSeq and is a predicted model, not a curated record.
AUGGGUCUUUUUGAUUCUGCUCCGCGCGUGCUCAUCGCCGCCACGGUAUUGCGCCUCGUCUUGCUCGUCUACGGCGGCUGGCAGGAUGCCAACUCCGCUGUGAAAUACACCGACAUCGAUUACAUGGUAUUCACUGAUGCGGCCCGCUAUGUCUCAAAGGGCGAAUCGCCUUAUGCGAGAGAUACCUAUCGAUACACCCCCCUUUUGGCGUGGAUGCUUCUUCCAACGGCUUGGGAGGGACCGGCCCCCUGGUCCACCUUGACUUUUGCAUUUGGCAAGACACUUUUUGGCUUAGCUGAUGUGCUUGCUGGGUGGUUGGUUGUUCAGUUGUUGAGGCAAUGUUAUGCUUUCCCAACUGAGCGCGCGCUGCGAUAUGUGGCUGCAAUUUGGCUGUGGAAUCCUAUGGUUGCUAAUAUUAGUACCCGUGGAAGCUCGGAGGGGCUUCUUGGUGUGCUUGUUGCUGCCUUGUUGUGGGCUACCUUGACGCAGAGAGCUAUUCUGGCCGGUGUCAUUCUUGGUCUUGCUGUUCAUUUCAAGAUCUACCCCUUCAUUUAUGGAGUGUCUAUCCUCUGGUGGUGGGAUGCUCAGCGCGAUGGUGCCCCUCCCGCCACGAAGACCGGCAUAUUUGCCCGGAUCACAUGCUUCGUUACUGCUUCUCGAGUCAAGUUGACUAUGGCUGCUCUCGUCACCUUUGUGGUGCUGAACUUGGUCAUGUAUAUUCAGCAUGGCAUGCCGUUCCUCCAUCACACCUUCCUCCACCACCUUACGCGCAUUGAUCAUCGUCACAACUUCUCCCCGUAUAGCACUUUGCUAUACCUCACAUCUGCAGAUGUCGUGACGUUCCAUUUCGAGACCGUUGCAUUCUUGCCCCAGCUACUGCUUGCUGUAGUUGCCCUCCCCCUGGUAUUGGCAAAGAAGAGCCUGGCCACCGCUAUGCUUGCUCAGACUUUUGCCUUUGUCACCUUUAACAAAGUCUGCACUAGUCAGUACUUCAUCUGGUACCUUAUUCUUCUCCCAUUCUACCUACCCUCCUCCUCGCUCAUCCGCAAGCCCACAUUGGGUAUAUCGGCUGCAAUUUUCUGGGUCCUUGGACAGGCUCUCUGGCUCUCCCAAGGCUACAACCUUGAAUUCCUCGGUCUUUCAUCCUUCGUGCCCGGGCUCUUCCUUGCAUCUGUAUUUUUCUUCAGUGUCAACGUCUGGAUUCUGGGUAUUAUUGUGAACGAUGGCGGCGCAUCCGAGGACGGAAACGACCAGGUUCAAAUCAAGUAG